Molecule: messenger RNA, 747 nt
Organism: Oryza sativa Japonica Group (Japanese rice)
Lineage: Eukaryota; Viridiplantae; Streptophyta; Magnoliopsida; Poales; Poaceae
Product: probable L-type lectin-domain containing receptor kinase S.5
Biological process (GO): protein phosphorylation
Cellular component (GO): plasma membrane
Molecular function (GO): protein kinase activity; ATP binding
Source: RefSeq, a predicted model, not a curated record
AUGUCUUCUUACUUGGGAUGGUCUUAUGAGAAGGGAGAACUGCUGCUGAUAUACGAGUACAUGCCCAACGGCAGCCUCGACCGGCAGCUGUUCCCCAAGGAGAAGGUCCUGGGAUGGAGGACGCGCUACAGCAUCGUGACGGACAUAGCCGCGGGUCUCCACUACGUCCACCACGAGCACGAGCACAUGGUUCUCCACCGCGACAUCAAGGCCAGCAACAUCCUGCUCGACGCCGCCUUCCGCGGCCGCCUCGGCGACUUCGGCCUCGCCCGCAUCGUCGUCGGCCUCGACAAGAACUCCUACACCGACGUCGGCGUCGCCGGGACGUGGGGGUUCAUCGCGCCGGAGUACUCCGUCAGCCACAAGGCCACCCGCAAGACGGACGUGUACGCGUUCGGCGUGCUGCUGCUCGAGAUCGUCACCGGCAGGCGAGUUCUCUGCAAGUUCCAGGGGACGUUUCAGCUGCUCGUCGACUGGGUCUGGAGGCUUCACCGGGAGGGGAGCCUGCUCGACGCCGUCGACAAUGGCGUUGCCUCUUCUUCUUCUUCUUCUACCGAAGAGUUAUUUGAUGCGGAUGAUGCCAUUCGGUUGCUGCUGCUUGGGCUGGCGUGCAGCAACCCGAACCCGUCGGACCGGCCGAGCAUGACGGAGGUGGUGCAGGUGGUCGCCAGGUCGGCGGCGCCACCGGAUGUGCCGCCCGUGAAGCCGGCGUUCGUGUGGCCGCCGGAGGGAUGGCAUAAUAUAGGC